Molecule: messenger RNA, 2522 nt
Organism: Drosophila subpulchrella
Lineage: Eukaryota; Metazoa; Arthropoda; Insecta; Diptera; Drosophilidae
Product: modifier of mdg4-like
Exons: 5
Coding region: 183-1955 (590 amino acids)
Biological process (GO): regulation of transcription by RNA polymerase II
Cellular component (GO): nucleus
Molecular function (GO): DNA binding; protein binding
Source: RefSeq, a predicted model, not a curated record
AAUUGAUCAGAGCGGUCACACUUCCCACUUCGUUGAAAAAAAUCGGACGCGUUCUGCGCGUUGUCCGCGCUAGAAUAAAAAUAAGUUUUAACUGUGGCUUUGAAUAUUUAUUUUAAAUGAGAAAUAUUUAAUAGAUAGCCAGCAAACGCAUAGAUACAGAAAAGUAUUGAUUUUCGUCCAAGAUGGCGGACGACGAGCAAUUCAGCUUGUGCUGGAACAACUUCAACACGAAUUUGUCGGCUGGCUUCCACGAGUCGCUAUGUCGCGGCGACCUGGUGGACGUAUCGCUGGCCGCCGAGGGGCACAUAGUGAAGGCCCACCGCCUGGUGUUGUCCGUCUGCUCGCCCUUCUUCCGCAAGAUGUUCACCCAGAUGCCGUCGAACACCCAUGCCAUCGUAUUCCUGAACAAUGUGAGCCACUCGGCGCUGAAGGACCUCAUCCAGUUCAUGUACUGCGGCGAGGUCAACGUGAAGCAGGACGCCCUGCCCGCGUUUAUUAGCACCGCGGAAUCGCUGCAAAUCAAGGGGCUAACGGAUAACGACCCUGCGCCGCAGCCACCGCAAGAGCCCAGCCCGCCGCCAGCAGCACCUCAUGUACAACAACAGCAAAUACCGGCUCAGCGGGUUCAGCGCCAGCAGCCACGAGCCUCCGCCCGCUACAAGAUCGAGACCGUGGACGACGGACUGGGCGACGAUGCCAAGGGCACCACCCAGAUCGUCAUCCAGACCACGGCCGCACCCCAAGCCACCAUUGUACAACAGCAGCAGCCGCAGCAACAGCAGGCGACGCAGCAGAUCCAGACGCAGCAGCAGCUGCAGACGGGAACCACGACGACGGCGACGCUGGUGUCGACAAACAAACGCUCCGCCCAGCGAUCCUCCCUGACCACCGCCUCCUCCAGCGCCGGCGUGAAGCGCUCCAAGACCAGCGUCUCUGCCAAUGUAAUGGACCCCCUCGAUUCGGCCACUGAAACUGGAACCACGACAACCACCCAACUGGUACCGCAGCAGAUCACCGUGCAAACCGCAGUGGUCUCAGCGGCCGAGGCCAAGCUCCACCAGCAGACGCAGCAGGUCCGCCACCAGCAGCCGCAGCAGCAGGAGGAAGCCGAGUACAUUGAUCUCCCCAUGGAAUUACCCACGAAAUCGGAACCUGACUACUCUGAGGACCAUGGCGAUGCCGCCGGCGACGGCGAGGGUACCUAUGUGGAGGACGAUGCCUACGGGGACAUGCGCUACGACGACAGCUACUUCACGGAGAACGAGGAUGCGGGCAACCAGUCGGCGGCGAAUACGAGCGGCGGCGGAGUGACUGCCACCACGUCCAAGGCGGUGGUCAAGCAACAGUCGCAGAACUACAGUGACUCUUCGUUUGUCGACGCCAGCGCGGAUCAAGGCAACACAGAGGCGCAAGAUACGGAGAUCAGUUUCAUCCGGAGCCAGAAGAAGAAUGCCCAGCUGGUCUACCGGGACUACAUCUACAACAAGAAACUCACCCAGGCCAAUGGACAGACCACCUGGCGGUGUGCGGAUGUCCUCAAGCUGCGCUGCAAGGCGGUGGUCAUCACCCGGAAUGGUAGCUUCGUCGACGCCCGCCGCCAGCACAACCACGGGUCCCACGCGUCGAGGAUUGGCCAACGGCAGCUCUACAAGGUGGAGCAGGAGCUGGAGGAGUACAUCGAGAUCUGCACGUCGAACCCGAAGAUCUCACAGUACCUGGGCAGCAGCAAUAUCAUUGUGACCGCCAAGGACGGCAAGGACUGCAAGCUCUUCCUGCCCGCCGCCGAGGCCACCGAGAUCGAGAUGCAGGCCCUGGUUGACGCUGCGGAAGAGGAGGAGGAACUGCAGGCCGAGGCGGAUGAGCAUCGGGCACAGCAGCGGGACCGCGAACGGGAGGCCAGGUGGCAGGCGGAGGAAGCUAAACGCCGAUCCCUGCUGAAGACCAAGCCCCUCUAGGAGUUAUCAACUAGCACCUAAGAUUGUAUUAGUCUCGAAGUGGGCCGAUUUCUUUAGAGAACUAACAGCCAAAUUGUAAGCAAUCAAUCGGUUUUCUCGGAGGCUUUAGAGCUGGUAUCAUGUUGAAUCUUAUGAUAGAUCUGAUAUUUUAUUAGGUCUAUCAUAAGAUUUCUUAGUUAAUUUCAAAAGAAGUCAGUUAAUUGUUCAUUUUUGUGCACAUAUCAUGUGCACUUCAUCAAGUUUGUAAAAUGUAUUGGGGUAUUCUCGUCCAUACGUUUAACUAGUGGUAGGUUUCUAAGUAAACAUUUUACCUUAAAUUGCCAACAUCUAAUUUAAGUAUGUAAAUUUUGACAAAGAUUACCAAUAUAUUACCCAUAAGGAUGAAUCUACUUUAAGAUUUGCCCACAUAUUCAUAGAAUUCUUAAUUAUUAUGUCAACCAAACAUGAUACUGGUUUUAUAAUGGUUCAAGACAACUUCAGCAAAUCGGCCCUCCUACUCGAACUUAUUUUAAGACUUUUCUGACUUCUGUAAACUUAAUUCGUACUUACCCCCUAAUAAACUGAGAC